AUGGACGAAAUCCUAAGAGAGGUUGCUCUUUUACAUUGUAAAGAGUUGUUUGAGGAACAUAAGGUUGGACCUAAAGAAGUACUAACCUUGACCGAUGCCGAGUUUGAAAAACUUGGAGUAUUGACAGUUGGGGACAGAGCAAGAUUGAGAAAUCGCUGCAGAACCAUUGUGCAAUUGCCAGACUCUCCCACACUUAGAAAGUUAAGAGAACUAAGCUCUCACCGGAAUAUACAAAGGAAGCAAUUCGGCAGGUCAAAUAAUAUAUCCACCACCAGAAGAGUACAUAUUGGUUGGAUGAUCAAAAAAAAAAGAAAUUCUGUGUACUCGAGAGUCACUGGUGGUAAGGAGGUCAUAGAUAUACAUAAAAGUACCACUUUAGCAGAAAUGAAGGAGAAAUUUCUAGAAAUUUAUUUUCCAAAUGGUGAAAAUAAGAUACAGGGUCUUCAAUUGAAGGACUACAACUAUUAUAUUGGAAACUAUGCUGGAGCUCCAAUUCAGGACACAUUAAGUAAUGGAGACCCCUUCACCUUGGAAGGUUAUUACAAUGAAAUAAGAACUUACCCCAUCAGAUUGUACCUAUUUACAUCUGCAAUCAUAUCACCAGGGGCGGAUGAAGAUUCUGUCAUUAUUAAAAAACAAUCAGGAGAACCACAGAAAAAAAUCAAAUUAGCAAAUGAAAAAGUUCUGCAGGAUGAGAGUGAUGAUGAAUUUGAAAGUCUGCCUAAACUAGUUUUGAGAAAAUCAAAGAGAAGGAAAGAAGAUAAAAAGGUGAAGGAUUCGGAGCCCAAAACUGCAACCAUAGCUGAAAUACCUUCAAACCCAGAAACAAGUCCAACAGUUGAAGAAUUGGAAUCUGAUGUCUCAGAAUCAAGAGCACCAACAACAGAAAAACAGGAGACCAAAAGCUCUGCUGAUUCAGGAAUACACAUUCCAUCUGAUUCAGGAACCCCAACGAUUGUUUUCAACAAAAAUGCUGAUAGUGUUUCAAGACCCCUGAGUAUCAGGAAUAUGACAGCUGAAGAAAUUCUUAAACAACUAAGAAAUAAUAUAAAAGUUGAUGGUAAAAAAAAUAUUAUUAAUGUGGACAGGAACAAUGUGUUGGCCACUAAAGAUUCAUUCAGAAGAGAAAAAUUCAUGGCUGACCAGCCAUUAUUUGUAAGAUUUUCGGGAGAAAAAGGAAUUGAUGACGGUGGUCCAUCAAGGGAAUUCAUGAGAAUGAUUAUGAAAGCAGUGUCAGAGUCUGCAAUAUUUGAAGGGGAGUCCAGAAGGAAGAUGCUGUUGCAAAACCUGUUAGCUGAAGAGAACGGUGAUUAUGAGACCUAUGGGAUGAUAAUAGCUUAUUGCUUGGUGCAUGGUGGACCAGCACCAAGAUUUAUGUCAGAGUUCAUGUUUGGGCUUUUGGCCUAUGGGCCGGAUUCAGCAGAUCCAACCAUAGAUGACAUUGUUGAUGAUGAAUACAAGAAACAAGUUCAACAGAUUGAAAUGUCAACAGAUAUUUCAUCUUUUUUUGAUGCUGUUGAUCCAAUGAGGCCACUUUUGGAUUAUAUUGGUGCUCUUCCAUUAGCUGUGCCAAAAAGAAAAAAUGAGCUUGUCCAUGCUUUAUGUAGGCAUAUAGCUGUAACAAGGAUUGAGAAGUCACUUAAACAAUUCACCAAAGGUCUACAAUGCCUUGGUGUACUUGACAGGAUUAGAAAUUAUCCUGAUGCCAUGAGAGGACUCUUUGUCCAUAAAAGCGACCUUCUUCUUGAUGCAGUGGAAAUGGACAACAUGUUCCUUGUUGAGUUCUCUGAGGAAGGCAGUAACAAGUAUAUAAAUGAAUUAAGAAUACAGACUUACUGGAGAGAUUAUUUAGUUGAAAUAGAAGAUACGCCCGACAAAUUCAAAUCUAUCUUGACUUUUGUCACUGGGUUGGAUUCAGUUCCACCUUUGGGGUUUUCUCCACCACUCAAAUUAAAGUUUCGUCAUCCAGAAGCAGAAGAAAAUUUCAGUGUGUUUGCUACCCCUUAUGCAAACACAUGUUCCAACACUCUGAGCAUUCCUGUCACCGAAACAUACAGUGCGUUCAAAGAAGUCAUGGACAAUGCACUAGAUUUGGGUUGUUUAUUUACUGAUUAUUGAGAAAUGUUAGGUGGUGUAUAUAUAUCCAUGUGUUUAGCUCACAGGUUAGAGUUAAGAUAUUAAAGUGUGCAUGUGUUCAGAUUGUAUUUAGGUUUUAUGAUGUGUAUUUUAAAAAGUCAAAAAACUUUUUAAUAUUUACAAAAUUGUUCACUGAUUGAAAUUGUGUGAAUUAAUUGUGAAAUGAAAAUGGCAAAUUUUUACUCAUUUUGUUUCAGUUGGUAUUAGCUGGACUUUUAGCAAGCUAUUCAAUAUUUCACUAUGGUACAAUUAUAUUUACUUAUAUUUACUUUAUAACUAGUCAAUUAUUUUCAAUACAAAUGUGAUACAAAAUACUGAUAUUUUCUUAAAACGAUAUUAUGAUAUCAGUUUCUUUCAUUACAUGCCCCUCCCCCCAAAAACCUCAUUGUAUUAUAAGAAAUUAUUAGCGUAUUAAGGACAUGCAUGUUCAAAUUAUGGAAAAUUUUCAUUGUAUAAAGCUAUAACAUAUUGAAGCUUUUUGCUUCAGAAAAUGGUCACAAAAUUAAAAUCUUAAUAACACCAAACUUCUGGUUUAGGAUAGGGCAGGACUUUAACCAAUGUAUUAUUGUCAUGACAAUACAAUGUACCUGAAACA
Messenger RNA from Saccostrea echinata, 2731 nucleotides. RefSeq names its product G2/M phase-specific E3 ubiquitin-protein ligase-like. The transcript is spliced from 14 exons. Gene Ontology annotation, molecular function: ubiquitin-protein transferase activity. Lineage: Eukaryota; Metazoa; Mollusca; Bivalvia; Ostreida; Ostreidae. The record is from RefSeq and is a predicted model, not a curated record. The coding region runs from base 1 to 2118 and encodes 705 amino acids.